ACGAUUACUUUAUGCUAUUGAGUGUACCAACUACCAGUAAACGAGUGACCAUAGUUGGUGGUGUGAGUACUUACGACAUCUGCGACAGACUGGUUCUCAGUAUUCACUCAGCAUCCUGCAUUAAGUCUUGUGUUCGGUUUUGUGCAGAGAUAAAUAAUAAUGGGUUCAUUCGCAGUGUUGGUGACAGUCUUCGCUGUUGUAGUAAUUUCAAGCACAGAAGCGGCUGGGAAUUGCCCCUUGCCGUCCAAGGUGUACGGCUGCAGCCCCAAGUGCGUCCAGGACUACGAGUGCACCAACGGGAAGGUGUGCUGUCCCAACGCAUGCAACUCCAAAUCCUGCGCCGAGUCUGCUGCCAACGGUAGUGGAACCGGCUCCAGCAGCAAAUACUCUGGCGGCACCGGCGUGUAUUGUGACAAUGUGAAGUGCAGUUCUCAAGAGAUAUGUAAGCGAGACCCGGUCACCAAGCGGAAUAAGUGCAGCCGCGCCUAAUUACUCCAUUAAUCUAUUUACUCUGAUAGCUAUAUAACUACAAUAUUAUAAUAAAUAUAAGUAUAAAUAAUGUAAUAAUAUUUUUUAAAAUUAAAUGCGUCAUUAUCAUAAAAUAUAUUUAUCAAA
This is a messenger RNA of Achroia grisella, 615 nucleotides long. Its product is annotated as waprin-like protein. Gene Ontology annotation, molecular function: peptidase inhibitor activity. The transcript has 4 exons. Gene Ontology annotation, cellular component: extracellular region. Bases 160 to 489 code for a protein of 109 amino acids. Lineage: Eukaryota; Metazoa; Arthropoda; Insecta; Lepidoptera; Pyralidae. The record is from RefSeq and is a predicted model, not a curated record.